GACGUACAGGAAAGUGGUCCAAUCGAGUGUUGGGACGCUGCUGUACGUUCUGUUAACAGAAGAACUGUUGGUGCUGGGAGUUCAUUGUUGUCAGCAGUGAUUCACCGCAAGUCUCCAAACACAGGUUUGCCCAGUCCAUUCACCGUAGGGUGUGCUGCUGUCGGAGUCGUCAGGAUGGACGAGGAGGCCAGGAAAUUCCUGGCCAGAUUUGUGGAGGAUUACCCUCCUACUCUGGACGAAGACAGCGUGCUGCCUCUCAACCCACUGAGUCGCACAGUUUCCCUGGAGGAGCUGUAUGGAGAGAGUCUGGAGAUGGGCAUGCGGAUGCUGGGGAACAGAUUAGCUCCUUCAGUUCUCGGUGCCCUCCUGUGUCAGACAGCAGUGUCCCAGCUGCUGCAAAGUGACCUUACACCUUUCUACUGCUCACAGGAAGCUGGCGCCGACCAGGAAGAAGAGGAAAAAGCAGUGUUACUUGAGACGGUGCCAGUCCAGCGUUUCUUCCUCAACAAACUGUUUGCUCUAGCUUUGGAAUGGCAUCAGAAGUCCUUUCAGCCUCCCUCGCCUCCUCCAAAGCUCCGCCUCUGCUCCAUUCAUGCCAUCAGGAACACACGGAGGAAGAUGGAGGACAAACACUUGGCACUACCCGAGUUCAACCAGCUCUUUAAUAUCCAGGACGGAGUGGACCGCGCCUACUACGCUGUGUUUGACGGACACGGAGGCGUGGACGCUGCCAACUAUGCCGUCACCCACCUCCAUGUCGCCCUGAGUAAACAGGAAACGCUGCAGAGCGACGCAGCUGCGGCCUUAAAGUCUGCCUUCAAACACACAGACGACAUGUUCAGAGUCAAAGCUAAGAGAGAGCGUCUGCGGACCGGAACUACAGGAGUAGUCGUGCUGAUCCAGGGUCAAGAGCUGACUGUGUCCUGGCUCGGAGACUCUCAGGCAAUGAUGGUCAGGAAGGGACAAGUCGUAACAAUCAUGGAGCCCCAUAAACCAGACAGAGAGGAUGAGAAACAAAGAAUUGAGGAUCUCGGAGGAUGCGUCACCUUCAAGGGUUGCUGGCGCGUUAACGGCACAUACGCAGUGUCGAGGGCGAUAGGUGACUUUGACCAGAAACCUUACGUGUCUGGAGACGCCGACUGUGCGACCGUUCAGCUGUUGGGAGACGAGGACUACGUUUUACUGGCGUGCGACGGCUUCUUUGACUCAGUCGAACCUUCAGAGGUCCCUGAUCUGGUCCUAGAGGGGCUCCGGGAGCCUGACGACCCAGAGGAAGGCGAAGAAAAUUCUCUGCAACGGUCUGUGGAGUUGAAAGGACUGCGAGUCGCUCAACAUUUGGUAGGAGUCGCUAAAGAAGCAGGCUCCAGCGACAACAUAACCGUGAUGGUGGUUUUCCUGCGUCCACCGGAGCAGCUGCUGUUGUCUCAAAACACAACCGCAGGAGCAGCGUACACUACUGGGGAGGACUCCACCUCCCAAGAUGCACCACAGCAGUGAUGGAGGACAUCAAACCUGCCGCUCACACAGACACCAUUCUGCCAAACUGCUGUCAGACUCCUAAGAGAUGAGAGCAGCCAUACUGCCUGUGUGAGUGAACAACUGAUCCAACACCAGUUUUAUGUUCGUUGAAUAUGUUACACACACUCACACACACCUUAAUAACCCCGCCCCCUGCUCUCCCAAUUUAUUUUAUUUUUUCAAAGCAAUUUAUUCCAUGUACUUUUUUUAUGGACAUUAACAUAUUGUUAAAAAACAUGUCAGUAUUUAAUUUUGACGUUGGUCUGUUUUUAAUAAACUUAUUCGUGUAUCUUA
This is a messenger RNA of Solea senegalensis (Senegalese sole), 1812 nucleotides long. It is a transcript of the gene ppm1f, whose product is annotated as protein phosphatase, Mg2+/Mn2+ dependent, 1F. Bases 175 to 1497 code for a protein of 440 amino acids. Lineage: Eukaryota; Metazoa; Chordata; Actinopteri; Pleuronectiformes; Soleidae. The transcript has 8 exons. Gene Ontology annotation, cellular component: cytosol. The record is from RefSeq and is a predicted model, not a curated record. Gene Ontology annotation, biological process: negative regulation of protein kinase activity; protein dephosphorylation. Gene Ontology annotation, molecular function: cation binding; protein serine/threonine phosphatase activity.